AUGGCAGCAUUGACUCUUCAUCACUCGUGUCUUCAAUCGUCUGGACAUCUUUCACGUCGUCUAUAUCUCCUAAAUUUCUCGAAUUUUCCACGAAAUCCGGUGAAAAAUCUCAUCUUUGGUCUAAAUCCUGCCGAGUCCUCGAGUUUUUCAUUGUCUACACGUGGCGUCGCGGUGGCUGUAAGAGCUUUGUGUACAGUCGCGGCGGAGGAUUCGCCGGAGAAGAAGAUGGUUAAAGGUAUCAGGGUUUACGAGCAUGGCGGUCCCGAGGUUCUGAAAUGGGAAGAUGUGGAAGUUGGGGAACCAAAGGAUGGUGAGAUACGGGUGAAGAACAAGGCGAUCGGGCUUAACUUCAUCGAUAUUUACUACAGGAAAGGUGUUUACAAGCCAGCUUCUAUGCCCUUCACACCAGGUAUGGAGGCUGUUGGAGAGGUGGUAGCUGUUGGGUCGGGAUUAACUGGCAGAAAGAUUGGUGAUCUCGUUGCUUAUGCUGGAAAUCCGAUGGGUGCGUACGCAGAAGAACAAAUCCUUUCAGCAGAUAAAGUGGUUCCCGUUCCAUCAUCUAUUGAUCCAAUCGUUGCAGCAUCAAUCAUGCUCAAGGGUAUGACUGCACAGUUUCUCCUUCGCCGUUGCUUCAAGGUCGAAAGUGGGCACACGAUCCUUGUUCAUGCUGCAGCUGGUGGUGUCGGGUCACUGUUGUGCCAAUGGGCUAAUGCGCUUGAAGCCACUGUCAUUGGAACUGUCUCGACCAAUGAGAAAGCGGCUCAAGCCAAAGAAGAUGGAUGCCACCAUGUUAUUAUGUACAAGAACGAGGAUUUUGUUUCUCGUGUCAACGACAUUACAUCUGGUAAAGGAGUCGAUGUUGUCUAUGACUCGGUGGGAAAAGACACCUUUAAGGGAUCAUUGGCAUGUUUAAAGACCCGGGGAUACAUGGUGAGCUUUGGACAAUCCUCUGGGUCUCCUGAUCCGAUUCCAUUAUCUGAUCUUGCUCCAAAGUCACUCUUCUUGACAAGACCUUCCUUGAUGCAAUACAACGAAACUCGAGACGAGCUCUUGGAAUGUGCAGGGGAGGUUCUCGCCAAUGUUGAUGCCGGCAUCAUAAGGGCCCGUGUGAAUCACAAGUACCCAUUGUCUCGAGUCGCUGAUGCUCACGCAGAUCUUGAGAAUCGGAUAACCUCUGGCUCCGUCGUGCUCUUGCCAUGA
Messenger RNA from Arabis nemorensis, 1200 nucleotides. NCBI's taxonomy places the organism in Eukaryota, Viridiplantae, Streptophyta, Magnoliopsida, Brassicales, Brassicaceae. The record is from the annotation of a GenBank genome assembly.